AAGCUGAAAAACAUUUCUUUUUCAUUCUUCCUGUGGUCAGUUUGUGUUUGUUUUUUGUGUUUUCUUAAAUAUCUGCAAAUGUACGAACUACACGUGCUUCAAGUGUUGCUUUUAGCAGUGUUUGGCUAAAGAGAGAUAGGCAGACGGAAAGACAGAUCGGAUCAGACCUGAAGGCCAUGUCUCAGUUGUCUGCUGAAGAUGAGCUGGAGUUGCAGUCUCUGCUCAAGCAGCUUCUAAUAAGCAUCAGCGACAGGAUCUCUGGUGCCCCUUCAACAGAAUGUGCCGAAGAAAUCCUUCUUCAUUUGGAGGAGACGGACAAGAACUUCCACAACUAUGAGUUUGUCAAGUACCUCCGUCAGUAUGUGGACAGUUCCCUGGGGGCCGUCGUUGAGGAGGAAACCAAGAACCUGACCAGAGGAGGAGGACAACACGCCAUCGGCUCAGGCCAUGAUACCCUGAUUCACGCCAUCACCCGGAAAACCAGAGACUCCACAGAGUAUCUGCAGAUGAUUCAGACCUUGAAAAACUCCAUGAUCAUGGUGGUGGAGUCUUUAGUCAACAGGUUUGAGGAGGAUCGGCUGAAGAAGGAGGAAGAGGAGGAGGAGGAGAUGCAGGGAGCGAGGGAGAAGCAGUCCAGCAGCCAGUUCAUGGACAACUGCUCUGACAGCGACUCCUCCUUCAACCAGAGUUACGCCUUCCUCCGACAGGAGCAGCUGCAGGUCUUGGCUGAAAAACUGGACUCAAGCAAACCUAAAGAGGUGCGUUGGCAGGCCCUUCAGGCCCUCUGCUGUGCCCCUCCCUCAGACGUGCUGAGCUGUGAGAGCUGGAGCGGCCUCCGCAGGAAGCUGUGUGCUGCCCUGACCGAGUCGGACCCGGACCUGAGUGACAAUGUCCUGCAGUUUUUUGCUAAGAGUUUCUCCUCCUCUCCCAUGAAUGUAACAAGAGAAAUCUACACCAGUUUGGCCAAAACUGUGGAGUCAAGUUUCUCAACUCACAGGCUGAGUUUCCCAUCAGGCUCCACGGUCAUGGACAUAAACAGACCUGAGGUCAGCCGUCUCCUGAAACAGAUCCGACUGAUGAACGACUUUCAGAAGGAGGUGACGACUUUUUGGAUCCGUCAUCCGGAGAAAUACAUGGAGGAAGUUAUUGACAGCACGUUUUCCCUGCUCUGCUUCCAUCAUGAACACGGUUCCUCUUCCUCUGCCAGUGAAAAAGUCCUGGAACCAAUUCACCUGCUGGCCUUACUGGACAUUAAAGCCACCUGGUUUAACAAAUGGAUGCACGGCUACUACAGCAGGACUGUGGUUCUGAGGCUGCUGGAGUGGAAGUACAAGUCUCUGGUGGUUGCUGCUGUUCAGCGCUGUAUCCAUUAUGGUGAAUCCUGUGAACGCCUCUCAGAUCAGCCCACAAAUCUCCAGUCAGCAGAGCAGCAGCAGCAGAACAGUGCUCAGAGGAGUGUUUACUCGGGGCAGGAGUUGGAGUACGCAGCCUUCGUCCACUCUCUGUGUUUCUUGGGAAAACUCCUCAUUUACACCAACGGAAGAAAACUGUUCCCAGUCCGAGUGCGGAAACACAAAGAUCCGCUCAGCCUCACCGACCUGCUGGUCAUUCUGAUUCACAUCCUGUACCAACAGCCCCGGCCUCUGCCCUCUGAUGCCUCACACACAGUGUCGCUGUCGCCCAGCAGUCUGGUGAUGGAGCUGCUGUGGAUGCUGUGUGAGACCACGGAGGGUUCGGCUCAGUGUCUCUACCAGCCUGCUGUCAUAGAAACACUGCUGACUCCUGUGGUGGCUGUGCUCAGUGGACAGCAGUGCAAAUUGAAAUCUCCUGCAGCGACGCUCACUCUCAUCGCUGACAUCCUGGCUCGCGUUGCCAACACAGACAGAGGGUUAGCUCUGUUCUUAUACGAGAGGAACGUCUUCAGCACGCCGCACGGCGAGAGGACCACUGCUGCUCUGGUCAUCGUCCACUUCACCCUGAAGCUGCUGAACAGGGAGCUGCCGACUCUCAGCGACUCCGACUCCUACUCCACGUUAUGCGGAGCGUUUAUUUUUGUCUGCAGGCAGAUGUACAACACCUGUGAGGGUCUGCAGGUCCUCAGACCCCACGGCCUGCACGAGGCGGUGGCUGCAGCCUGGAAAAAGACCAGCUCCUUGUCAGAGAGGAUCCCGACACCAGUACCUGGAGCCUCUGUGGGAGGGUCCACACAGAAGCACCAGGACAUGCUCGUCUGGGAGGAGACCUUGUUGGACAGCCUGCUCAACUUUGCGGCGACCCCUAAAGGCCUGCUGCUGCUACAGCAGACCGGGGCCAUCAAUGAGUGCAUCUCCUACAUGUUUUCACGCUUCACUAAAAAGCUACAGGUGAGCCGCUGUGAGAAGUUUGGUUACGGGGUGAUGGUGACCCAGGUGGCAGCCACGGCUCCUGGUGUGGUGGCCUUACAGCGAUCAGGUUUUGUGAGAGCUCUGGUCGUAGAGCUGUGGUCAACUCUGGAGUGUGGGACUGACGACGUGAGGGUGGUCCGGCCCAAGCCAACGCCCAUGGACCCCGUUGACAGGAGCUGCCAUAAGUCCCUCCUGUCCCUGGUGAACCUCCUCUCGUCCUCACACUCGGUCUGGGAGCUGCUGUGUCAGCAGCCGCUGGCCAACAAGAGCGACUACACCCUGAGAGAAAUACCCACCUCCAUCCCUGAUCUGAUGGACCGACUGAUUUCUGUGAAUUCUGAUGUGAAGAUUCACUCUCUCUUCCACUACGAGCAGUCUCACACGUUUGGCCUGAGACUGCUCAGCGUGCUCUGCUGUAAUCUGGACUCCUUCCUGCUGCUGGAGAGCCAAUACAACAUCUGCUCCCUGCUGCUGCACAGUCAGAGGCAGAACGUCACCGAGCCAGGCACCAAUCACGGGUCCAUCAUCAUCGAUGGUCUAUCAGUGGAGAGGAACCACGUACUGGUCCGUGUCUGUACGGUGGGAGGUCCGUCCGAGAGGAGACUUCCUCCUCGGGCCCUGCAGCAGGGGGAGGAUCCUUACCCCUGGCCUAUGUUUUGCAGCCUCCCCCUCCCACACUGCUACACCCUGGAGCCCCCACGGCUCCGUCAGCCCUCAGCAGAAUCUGAGAUGAGUUCAUUUCUGCUCAAAUCCAAGGACGUGAAGACUGACGACAGCUGGAUGGUGACCUGUCGCAGGCUCUUCUGCAGGGUCAUGACCUCCAAACCUGACGUCCUGACAGGAAAAGUCCUGGCCGACCUUCUGGACGUGGUGGUGCUCCAUCUUUCCAGCUCAGAGUGCUUCUUCUCUCCAGCUCAGUACAAAGUGGAGGACAACAGCGUCAAGACGACAGUGUUGACGCCUGUGGAAGAGCUGGGGAUCGACACCUGUCUCAGGUACGGCAGAUUCCUGAAGAUCCUGACGGACGACUCUGCCCAGGAUUUGAACCUGCUAAUGAAACACCUGAAGGUCUUCUUGUCCACUCACAGAGUGAAGUCUUCUCCUCCACAGCUGCUCACACAGCGGGACAGUUACCCUGGACAUGAUUGGCUGGCCGCCACGGUGUUCCUCCUCAUGUCCUCAGACCUGGACAAGUCCCUGAGGUUUUUACUCGGUCUCUCGUCUCUGCUCGCUUCUGCCUUCCUCUGGCCUGCGGGGGUACAUGCAUCGUGCCGUGUUCCUGCAGCUGCUGACUCAGGAAUCUCCCCCAUGUACUGGUGCACGGCUCACUACGUGGAAAUGCUGCUGAAGACUGAGGUUCCUCUGGUGCACUCUGCCUUCAGGAUGUCUGGCUUCACGCCGUCGCAGUCCAGUGUACAGUACGUCUGUGGUGGCUGCNNNUGGAACUACCUGGACUGGAGGGAGGUCUGCCACUACCUGUCCACCUGUGUGCUGAUGGGCGCCGACUACCAGGUGUACGUGUGUGUGUCCGUCUUCAAACACCUGCAGCCUGAGAUCCUGCAGCACACACAGUCCCAGGAGCUGCAGGUCUUCCUCAAGGAGGAGCCGAUCCAGGGCUUCAAGGUCGGCGACUACCUGGACUUUAUGGAAGGACUGGAGAGGAGGUACAGAGAUGUGGUUCUCACCGACAUGAGGACAGUACCAGACAACGUCAGUUAGACCACGAACAGGACGCAGACACAGAAGGAGUUCACUUUCCCUCUGCUGCUGCUGCUGCUGCUGCUGAGAGAUGGAUGAGCGACAUCUGACCUGGUUCUAUAACAGAUGUCUGCAGAGUGUGGUCCAGACUGAGGGGCAGGGACCGUGAACCAGUCUGACAUCAGACAAAGUCAGGAGUUCUGCUCCUAUUAAUUGUAGAUUUGACAAUCAAACUGCCGUGGUGACAGGAUGUUUGAAUGGAAGUCAAUCCUUGUGGGUUCAUCGUGGCGUUCCGUGUACGUCCUCGUUUGAGUCCCGUCUGCUCCCUCUCCUGGCAGAACGUGACAUCUCGUCCGUUCCCUCCCGCUCUGUCCUAUUCCAGUCUGGUCCACGUGUGUUUCUUUGGGCUGUUUUGCAGCCUUUAGACUGAUUGCGUGGAAACGAACUCUCUGACUCCUGACGUUCCUCGGUGCGUGUGUCUGAAGACCCAGGAUGAAAGUGAGGUUCAGCUGUAAUUGCUGCUCCUGCUUUAACUCCACGUCCAGGUUGAUAAUAGAAAUGGAUUUUCUUCUUUCUAAGUCCCUCAAAUCCCUCGAUGCUUUUCUUUCAUUCCUUCUAUUUUUUUUUUUUUUUCAUCUUACCAACCAGCUGUGAAUAAUAAACGGAGCUGUCACUC
This is a messenger RNA of Cynoglossus semilaevis (tongue sole), 4758 nucleotides long. RefSeq names its product TBC1 domain family, member 32 (gene tbc1d32). The coding region runs from base 177 to 4103 and encodes 1308 amino acids. The transcript has 36 exons. Gene Ontology annotation, biological process: non-motile cilium assembly. Lineage: Eukaryota; Metazoa; Chordata; Actinopteri; Pleuronectiformes; Cynoglossidae. The record is from RefSeq and is a predicted model, not a curated record.